GAAAAAACCCCAAAGACUGUAUUUGGCCUCCUUUUAGAAGGACACUCCAACUUAAUUUAGAGAGCAGGCUUUUUCAGCAUGAGAAGCAUGAGAACUGGAAAGAAGUCCAGGGUGUUUCAGGCAAGCCUAUGUUUCUAAGUUUGCAGGUGAACGUACUCUUGUGUCGGUGCAGGUGGGGCUGCAGGUCAGGGGUGUGUGUUUGCCUCUGUCUCUCAAUUCACACCCAUUUUUAACCAGAAACAUCCAGAACACACUUCCAGCAAGAGCACUGGCCAGUUCAGCUGCCGCGGGCCCCUCCAAAGCACGUGAUGCUGCCGUCACCCUCGGCCCUCUGCCUCGUGCUCGCCGCGGUUUCUUCCAACCUCGCCGUCGCCAUCAGAAAGGGCAAGAGGCCUCCUCAGACACUCGCACGAGGAUGGGGCGAUGACAUCACUUGGGUGCAGACUUAUGAAGAAGGUCUCUUCCAUAUUCAAAAAAGUAACAAGCCGUUGAUGGUUAUUCAUCACUUGGAGGACUGCCAGUACUGCCAAGCUCUCAAAAAAGUGUUUGCUCAAAAUGAAGAAAUACAAGAAAUGGCUCAAAAUAACUUCAUCAUGUUGAAUCUCAUGCAUGAGACCACAGAUAAAAAUUUAUCACCAGACGGACAAUAUGUGCCCAGAAUCAUGUUUGUGGAUCCUUCUUUGACAGUCAGAGCUGAUAUAACUGGAAGAUACUCUAAUAGGCUGUAUACAUAUGAGCCUCGGGAUUUACCAAUACUGAUAGAAAACAUGAAGAAAGCAUUAAAACUUAUUCAAUCAGAAUUAUAAGGGAUUACCUUAAAGAGGUGAAAUGUCAUGAAGACCACCUUCUGUUUAAUGGACUAAUACUAAAUGUGCAAGUAUAUGGAUUCUGUAACAUUACUAGUUAGAUUGUUUUAAUACUUUGUUUAUUGUAAUUUUCCCAUUACCAUUUAUCCCUCCUACAUGUGUCUGAAAUAUUCUUAUGAAGGCAAAAUUAUAGUUUAAUAAAUGUCAAAACCAGAGCAUGACAAUGUAAUAGUUAGCCCGCUGUCUGCCAGAGUAACAAAGAAAACUGGUCACAAGCUAGAGCUGGGUUAGGGGAGAGACAGGAGGGGCCUUCAAUAAGAGGGGCCUGCACUGGUUGCCUUUAUUCUUUUCACUUCACAUGCACUCCGCCAGGGAACCUGCUGUAUCUGCUUCUCCGCUGUAUCUGCUUCUCCGCUGUAUCUGCUUCUCCUCUGUAUCUGCUGUCUUGAGCCUGUUAGAGCAGUUCAUAAAUAAUGAGCAUGUUGCCGGAGCAAAUGCAUGCAGCUUUGUGCACUUAUUACUUGAACUUGUGACAGCAUAUUUCAGAGUUAACCAUUUAUUUCUUUUCUGCCUUAAAUUAAAGUAGACAUUUUAAAACCAAUUACUAUAAAUCAAAUAUAUCUUUCAAAAAUUUAACUAUGUAUUUUUCUUAAUAUUAUUGGGAAGAUAUUUAAUACUUUUAAUAA
Phyllostomus discolor (pale spear-nosed bat) is the source of this 1492-nucleotide messenger RNA. RefSeq names its product anterior gradient 3, protein disulphide isomerase family member (gene AGR3). Gene Ontology annotation, molecular function: dystroglycan binding. The coding region runs from base 309 to 806 and encodes 165 amino acids. The transcript has 8 exons. Gene Ontology annotation, cellular component: endoplasmic reticulum. The record is from RefSeq and is a predicted model, not a curated record. Lineage: Eukaryota; Metazoa; Chordata; Mammalia; Chiroptera; Phyllostomidae.